Molecule: messenger RNA, 762 nt
Organism: Malus domestica (apple)
Lineage: Eukaryota; Viridiplantae; Streptophyta; Magnoliopsida; Rosales; Rosaceae
Source: RefSeq, a predicted model, not a curated record
AUGAGGCACAUGGAGCUCCACUUUGUCUCUGGCCCCCAACCCACAGGGGAUUUAGCGGCGGAACAUGGCGGAUGGAGGUUCUAUGUAUUCAACUCCAUCAAUCGCCGCUUCUGGGUUCAAGCCAUGAUGGACGAUGCUCCAAAGAAUGGUAUUCUUCCGGUGCAGACGCUUCGAAACAACAUAAUGGCAUCGACCGUUUUGGCCUUGACAGCGAUCAUGCUCUGCUUUCUCAUUGCCCUCUUGAUGACCAUCAGCACUAGGAGAGCAUUUUUCGUUUUCGGAAACCGAAGCGAGUUUGCGUAUUCGAUCAAGUUCUUCGCCAUUUUAGUGUGUUUCUUGGUGGCAUUCCUUUUCAACGUGCAGUCCAUAAGGUACUACAGCCAUGCCAGCAUGCUCAUCAACGCGUCGUUCAAGAAGAUGAUGUCGCCGCCUCACCACAAGCAGCAGUACCUCACGCAAGAGUACGUUGCCACCACCGUGAACCGAGGCAGCUAUUUCUGGUCCUUGGGACUCCGAGCAUUCUACUUCUCGUUCCUUCUGUUUCUGUGGAUUUUCGGGCCGAUUUCGAUGUUCUUGUCGUGCAUUGUUUUGGUGAUCCUGCUGUAUUUUUUGGAUUUCACCUUUCUCUCCAUCGCUGCUGCCACCACCGAGUAUUUCACCUUUCUAGUGACUGUCAGAUCUCACAUCGCUGCUGCCACACUCUUUCUCCAUCCUUUGAGUUGUUCUUUCUAUCUGAUUAGACACCCUCAUGGAAAAGGUUAA